Messenger RNA from Colletotrichum scovillei, 4901 nucleotides. RefSeq names its product ubiquitin carboxyl-terminal hydrolase. Gene Ontology annotation, biological process: regulation of proteasomal protein catabolic process; protein deubiquitination; proteasome-mediated ubiquitin-dependent protein catabolic process. Gene Ontology annotation, molecular function: proteasome binding; cysteine-type deubiquitinase activity. The coding region runs from base 767 to 4441 and encodes 1224 amino acids. The transcript is spliced from 4 exons. The record is from RefSeq and is a predicted model, not a curated record. NCBI's taxonomy places the organism in Eukaryota, Fungi, Ascomycota, Sordariomycetes, Glomerellales, Glomerellaceae.
CUUGACGCAUUGAAGCUGCGUAAUUGUUUACCAUCCUCCUUUUCGGACACUUUUCACGUCGUCGUCUUUUCCUGGGGUCUACAGUCUUCUUAUCUGUUUACACAUGCAUUUAGAUACCCCGAGCUCUGCUUGCGUUCUUCUCCACGUCGCUGUUUCUGCCACUCUCCCCCGCAUGCAUACCGCACCGCACGAUUUAGGCGUGGCCUCCGUCUGAGGCCGGCACGACAAACACUCUCGGCCACAAAGCCAACCCAACCGGCCUCGACAAAAGAAACUCCUUCGCUGUUCGUCCUCUCUCUCUGAAUGCAACUUGCUCUCGCCUUCUUGAACUAACGGCUAUUGAGUGCCCCGCGUCUAACAGAACCUACCCUGCCGUUCGCGAUCGAGCGAUCCUCCGCCGAACAUACAUCGAGUUGCGCAUCUCCAAUACGAACAUAGAUAUUCUCGCCGACGGCUGCGAUAGUCUUUGACGGUCAUAUAUCAGUAGACGGACGAGGAUUAACUACGGCCGCCCGUCGAUCCACCCGAAGCACUACUGGCUACGUUGAGCUACUAGCUUGGCCGAGCACUUACAUCGAAACUAUACAUAUUCGUAGACGACCACCAACCUGUGACUGGAGGUCCCGCACGGGAAGCUGAUGACGAUUCGAGAGUUGUAUGCGAAGCAUUAAUCCUCCGGUCUACCCACACUGAAGCGUCCAGUCAAAGGGUUAGCGCGAGCUUCGAUUCAUCAUUGAGCAUACCAUAUCGAAAGAGGCAGUAACGCAUGGCCAUCACGGACCAUUACUCCAUCAUGUCACCAAGCGAUUCACCGACUACCCAGCACUGGGAAGGCAGCCCUGCGCCGGUCAAAGAGAACAUGGUUGGAAAGACUGGACGCCUUGCCCCAAGGUGGAUCCAAGACUUGCUCAGCUCUGACCUUGAUUCCGGAUCCUUCGCAAGAAUCGAAUGGGACCAACAGGCGCGCUGCAGCAAGCCCGGAGUACCGCAUCGACUCGUCCUGGUGGGCAACCAGAGCACAUCAGAUACUCGCAACCCUGGUGUGCUGUCUUGUGUCUGCGCGAUCUGCGACUUCCACUUCUUGAUCAGAACCUGUUGGGACCCAGAUCAGCUUGUCUGUCUGUGUCGCCCUAAUGCCCUCCACUUCCCUCCGAAAGACACAGAUUUCUACCUCCAUCAUCUCGUCAACAUCAAGCAGCCGGUUCGACCGAUCAAGUCGACGUCAAACUACCAUCCUCUCAUCCGUGAGACUAUACUCGCUGUCGAGCACUUCGCCUGCUCCGCUCCUCGCUGCACACUGCAAGUUACAGUCGAGAUAUCACGGCCUCGGCUCAAGCGCGAGUGGCUACACCUCCUUCUCGAUGAGCAGCGCAUUCUGGACAAUCUGGCAAAAGCCAGGAAGCAAUCGCCGGAACGAUUCGCGGACGCAAGAGACGAUUGGUGCACAAGCGCUCCAGUCACCCUGAACACCUAUCUCAGAGACUUGCUGGACAGGCCCAAUCCACGCAACAUAUCUCAGCGUAAUAAGCGCUUCCAGGUCGUAUUUGGCGAAGAAUGCUACGUCAUUUUCAGAGCCAUCAUGUUCACAGAGGAAAAUCUCGACAAGGACGGGGUUCUUGAGCCUUACUUCAUCCCGCCCACUCUCGAACCUGGCACCCCCGGCACACCAACGGAGCUCAGCGCAUUGCGGGCAUUUGUUGAGGAUAUGCAGGCCGAGACGGAGAGUGUCAUAAUAAGAGGCGGAAAGACUGGCGAAAAUCGGCCCUACGUCGGCAACAGGCUCUUCAAAGAGCUGCAAUGUCUUGACUACCCCCAGAACAAGAUUCCACAAACAGCAACGGAAGCGCAUCGGAUUCUUGGAGUCCUCCCGGACUUCGACAAGGCACUCAUCUUUUUUGCUUACACUCGGCAGUCGGCUCUUUGUGAGAAGCGACGUUCUACGUUUGUCGAGGCCCUCAAGGAUAUUGCUCUCCUCACAAACGACGACGAUUUCCAAACCCGAGCGAUCCAAGAGCUCACCAUUAUGGACGGGAUGCCCGCUCCGGAUAGCAUUGGCGCAGGCGACGAGUUGCAAACACAGGCGUACCAAUUCUUCAGCCUCAAAUACACCGCCAGCGACGAUGAUGUCGUUUCUGCCUUCAAUACCAAGAUCGAACAUUCACCCUCUCAAGCUGACUCCGCCCGAGAAAUGCUACAAAUCAUCGGGCGCCACAGGAACAGCGAUCGCAUUCUUACCCACGCAAACGGCCCGAUGGACGUCGCCUCGGCCUAUCGCAUUCUUGAGGUAGAUCCUCAAUGGCCUGACAGCACCAUUGUGAUGAUGUCCAGUGUCAAGCUGAAUAAGGACCCGAAAAGCAAAGCUACAGAAGAAGUCGCGAUCAAGGCGAUGGAAGCUAUCGCCGAGGAUAGGAAUAGCGACGAAAUCCGCGAAGCGGCAAGGACUUUAUCUCUAUUGGCUCAAGCUCCGGAUCAGUCCGCGCAAGCUGUAGAGAUGGACGCCAGACCUUCCAGCUCAGCCAACUUACCUGUCGGUCUCGAGAAUAUCGGCAACACUUGCUACCUGAACAGCAUUCUUCAGUAUCUCAACACUGUCAUUCCCAUCAAAGACUUGCUUGCCCAUUACCCAGACUAUGAGCUAGGCCUAGAUGAUUCGCAUAUUCAACGCCGGCUGGUCGGCGGCAACAAGCUCAAAAUCGAUCGUGCCGAGGCAGUUGUUGCCCGCGCUUUCGUCGAUGAGUUGAGCAAACUCUUGGACAAUCUUAGUGGCUCUCAGGCUAGUGCUAUCCGACCAUCCCAACGUCUGGCCAAUGCCGUGCUGUUGCCGACCUCAAACUUGACCGAAGACCCUACCAAGCAACCGAGCAAGACUGCGGAGGAGCCGAAGACUCUGGAGGUCAUGGGUACCCAGUUUCCCGCCCCUCCGCCACUCCCUGCCAGGCCUGCUCCUGGGCCUCCUACACAUACGGCAGAACAUGUCGAGGACGUUGACAUGGUUAACGUCACCGUGGACCCGGUCUCUGAAUCUGCCAGCAGCGUAAGCUCUCAGACUCUGGUCAACCUUUCCGAUGUUGACUAUGAGAAGAAGGAUUACGUGCCCGAGGAUAAAACCGACAUCAGAAUCGUUUCUCAUCCAGUUGAGGAGUCCUCAGCCCGAUCCACAAACGAUGACGAUGUCAAAAUGACAGGAGUCGAUACAGCCGUUCUCAACGUGGAACAACGAGUUCUCAAGGCUUUGGAAACACAGACCCGAGACUCAGGCACAGAUCAACAAGACGUCGAAGAGGUCAUGGGCAGCAUCAUCAACCGUCUGCAGGCUGCCAUUAAGCCUACAAGGGUAGAUACCACUGAUGAGGUCCAGUGGGAGCCGAUCAUGGACACGUUCUAUGUUGAGUUGACCAACCACACGAAGUUCCCCAAUCAGGACAAGUACAAAUCAGACUCAACUCUGGAGCGUGCCAUCACGGCAUAUCCUGCUGAAGGUGGGCCGACGAACAUUCAUGACGGCCUUAGUCGCAAUUUUGAUCUCCAGCGCGUCGCUGCUGGAGAAGCAGAUAUCAUGCGAUACACGUCGAUCAAGAAGCUUCCUCCGAUCUUACACGUUCUUAUCCAGAGAACGAAAGGUGAUGGCCACAAGAACAUGAACCCGGUUGAGGUAUUCGAGACAUUGUAUCUCGACCGGUAUAUGGACACCCCGGACGACCCUCAGUUCUUCAAGUUGCGGCAGAAAGGCUGGGCUCUUCAACAGCGCUUAGACCAGCUGAACAACAUGCCCAAGACUGCGGCCGAGGAUACUCAACUCAUCGACAGUUUCAUCAGUGACUUUGUACACGUUAACAAGACUGAUGCUGAGGAGACAUCGUCACUUCUCAACGACAUGCCCACGUCGUCCCUUAGCUUCGCGGGGCAAGAGCCGACAUUCCCCAUCUACCCUCCACAGUCGGACGCGACAUUUGAAAAGGUGGAGCUGCCUGAGCCUACAGGCUUCACGGUGGAAGGACGCCAGCAGAUCAGCAACAUGCGCGAGGAUGAACUGAAGUCCCAUAAAGCGGAGCUUGAUCAGCUAUUCGCACAACACAAGAAGCAUGCGUAUCGUCUACAUGCAGUGAUCUGCCACAGUGGUCAACUCAGAGCUGGUCAUUAUUGGGUCUGGAUUCACGAUUUUGAGGCUGGAGUGUGGCGCAAAUACAAUGACAGGGUCGUCACAGAAAACGCCGACACGAAGGAGGUCAUGAAGACUCUCAACAGCAACGGCGAUCCUUACUACCUCUGUUACGUGGAAGAUGGCAAAGAAGGCGACUUGGUCAGAGUCCCUAAACGCCAGCAAGAAAACCCUGACUCUGCUGCCAAGGACGGAGAUCGGGAUGCCGAUGGGGACAUCGAACUCAUUGACGUAGAGAACAAGUGGCCGCAGGGCUCAGGCAUUCUGUCACUAAAGGAGUAGAACGCCCUGCCGAAGAAUGUCAUUCUCGACUUAUUCGGAAGUUACACCACAGAAGCGGACGUGGCAGAUGAAAAUCCAAAGGUGGAAAGGGGUCGCACAUUAAGGAGACGAAGUGCAAGUAAGUCAGGGCUUGGCUCAAGCCAUUAUCAGGUUUUCGCUAAUUGUGUCUAGUGAAGAGGACUCCGCCGAACUUUCAGAGGGCAUCACGUCCGCUGUCAGCACGCCCAUCCAAGCUACGUUUCCAGCUUGACUGAACCACGAAAUAACGAUACAAUGGCGAUACGGUGAUCCGCAUCAACUUACUGAGAGAUUGGCUUUGGACUUUGUCAGAUGAAAAGUGUAGAGUACGCGCUUGGGCCCUCAUAGAUAGCUCAUUGGAGUUCGACUUAUAAAGGCACGAGCGGGCAUGGCUUUGGUAGAGGCAUGAUCAUUUCUGACUGGGAAACAACCGCCAAUACCC